This is a messenger RNA of Copidosoma floridanum, 6427 nucleotides long. It is a transcript of the gene Eip93F, whose product is annotated as Ecdysone-induced protein 93F. NCBI's taxonomy places the organism in Eukaryota, Metazoa, Arthropoda, Insecta, Hymenoptera, Encyrtidae. Gene Ontology annotation, biological process: regulation of transcription by RNA polymerase II. Gene Ontology annotation, molecular function: DNA binding. Gene Ontology annotation, cellular component: nucleus. The record is from RefSeq and is a predicted model, not a curated record.
GUGCCGCGCGUCAGAAGAUACCCUUCGUCAUCCCCGCGAGCAACGACGGCUCGUCCGUGGCCUGUGGAAUCGAAGGGUCGCCGUGGUAUUUGAAGAGGCCACUUCCCGUAGAAAGAUACUCCAGGUCGAAACAGCUCGUGGGGAAAGUGGAGGUAAGGACGGAGAGUACGCGACUGGCGUGAAUAUCUACCCCCGUGGACAUCGGUGGUGCACGGGUGAGCCCUCGACACAAUCACACCGGCCGGGGGACAGCCCAAUCCUUAAGAUGUGAUUUUAAAAAUGGCGGAUUGUCCCUAUGCCCGCUGCAUACAGGAACGGAAACACAUACGCCGUGAGCUGCUGCGAUGGACAAAGAACAUGGUCUUCGUAGUCGGUCUGGAGCGGGUUGCAGAGGAGUUGAUGGGCCGUAGGAGAUGGAAGCAAUACCAGGACACCCUGUACAGCAGCAGCAGCAGCAGCAACAACAACAGCGGCGGCACAAGUGGCACUCGCAGCAACGACACCACCUUGGCGCCUGCGGCCGCGAACCAGCAGCAACAGCUGCAAAUCCAACUACAGCAGCUGGCUCAGGUGAAACCAGACGAUUCGCCGAGCCAGUCGUUGAAGGCGUGUCUCGCAUCGGCAACCAACUUCCAGCAACAGCAGCAGCAACAGAGAACAGCGGUGGCGGCGGGUGCACAAACCGCUGCCGCCGCUGCGAGCGCCGGCGCGACGACCAACUGCACGACAACGACCCCGACAAGUGGUACCUCGUCCUCGGUCGAGGCUGCUGGCGGUGGCUGCGGCUCGCCGAGGCCGGCCGAGGAGCAGCGCGCGCUGGCCCACCCGGUGGCCGGAGGCCCGGAGAACGGCCGGCUCGUGGAGAACGGCUCGCUCGCCGUGAACGGGCCCAGCUUGCACGAAGCGAACGACGAGCUGGUGCCCCAGCAGCUGCUGCUGCACUUGCAGCAACGCGACCUUGGCUUGACGGGAGCGGGCCACGUUUUCACAAAGGUCAAGUUAGACGCGGACGAGGAGAUUGGCAGGAGGGCCGCGCCGGAGGAGGAGGAGGAGGUGGAAGAGCCGGGGGACGAAGUGGAGGCGAGCCAGAGGAUCAAAAGGGAGAGGUUGGACGAGAGAUUGGGGUUCAGUCCGGCGAGGGAGGACUGCAAGCUCAACGACACGAAAGGGACCAAGGAGAUAAAAGAAGAGGCGCCAGUGGUACAUGUAACACAAGGCUUGCUGAGAGUAAAGAAGGAGGAGGAGCUACAGGAAACGUGUUCGAUCAGGCCAUUGUCGACCCCGGUCAGUCACAAUCACCAUCCCCAUCUCGCCCAGCAUCAUCAUCAUCACCACCACAACAACAACAACAACAACAGCAACAGCAGCAACAACAACGGCUUGGAACCGCGGAGCGCCUCGACACCACCGAAAAAGGAAAUCGCAUUCUGCUCACCCACGUUUUUAUUGGGUCGACGGCAGAGCCCACCACCCGAAGAUUGGAAGCCGCUCGACAAGUGCUACUUCUGCCUCGAUGGCAAGCUGCCGCACGACGAGCAGGCGCCACUUAGUCCACAAAGCGAGAGCAGCAAUAGUUCGCGCUCGGCCGAGUCGCCGAUGGCGGUGCAAGUGGACCCGAUGGCCGCUUCGGUGGUCGCGGCUGCCCUCAGUGGCACCUACCCGACCCUUUUGCCCCAGUGGUGCUUACCACCCCAGGAACCGCCCCAUGUUAUCGCAGCCGUUGCCGCAGCAGCCGCCGCUGCCCAGCAGGAGAACGUGGGUGCCGACCAGCCACUCGACCUCUCGGCAAAGCCCAAAAAUUCGCAGGUCAGGGACAAUAACAUAUCAAUACUCGAUCAGCAGAAGAUACCGCUACGAAUGGCGGCCGCCAUCGACCCGAAAACCAUAUUCAACAGUACGUGUUACCGGGCGAAGCCGCGUGUGGCGGGUGGACAGGUGACGGGCGGCUCAGGAGUGUCAGCAGCGACAGGCGGAGGUGGGCGUCGCACGUACACGGAGGACGAGCUGCAGGCAGCCCUGCGCGACAUCCAGAGCGGAAAGCUGGGCACGAGGCGGGCAGCGGUGCUCUAUGGCAUACCCAGGAGUACCCUACGCAACAAGGUUUACAAGCUGGCGAUGGAGCGCGAGCGGGACGCUAGUCUAGCCCAACAGACGGCUGCUGCUGCUGCUGCUGUGGACGAGAAAGAUCUGUCGGGCGCCGAGGAGGAGAAGGAGGUGGAGAAGGCUCUACUGAAGCCACUGCUAUCGCUCGAAGAUCUAGUGAGAUUUUCCAGCCUCGAAAGUGGUGGUGGCGAGUCACUGAGGGCACUAUUGCAACGUGGGGCACACGAGGCAGCUGCCGGUGGUGCCCCCGAAUGGACCUCGGCGUUCGAGCACUCCAACAUCGGGCCCUACUUACAAAAAAUGCUCGCUGCCACUGCACCGUUUAAAGGUCAAAUCUUUUUCGAUGCAGGAAUGGUGUCGCAGGACUACAGAAUACCAGAGGUCAUGCACCGGCUAAUGUGCGAGGAAAAAAAGCUGAACAAGGAUACGAACAUCGUGAAUGGCGACCAGGUACAACACCUUCAACACGUCACGCUUCUCCACCGACUCUCUCAGUCGAACCAACAACGAGUCUCGCUGAAUAAUGACGACUUCAACCCUAUGAUCGAGGACGAUGCAAGCGACAGCGGCCAGGGCCGGCCAAUCCUCAAGAUUCCGUCCUACAAGCCAGCCAGUAGCAGCGGCGGUGGUGGUGGUGGCGCGACGACACCCGGCCCCAGCAAAAACGGACCCGAAUCGGCAGCUGCCAGCUUCGCCCAGAGCUUCGUGGCAAACGCCAGUCCCGGUCUUCUCGAGCGUGUCAGUCCCGCCACCGCGUUCUCCGGCACGAGCUCGCCCACCAACUCGCUCGUUGGCAAAGCCAUGCCCGUUAACUUCCGCGACGUCAUCGCCAAGAGCAUCAGCGUCAAGUUCCAGGAGGGCCAGCAGCAGCAGCAUACUCCCCUUUCUGGCCCGGGAACGGCCCAGUCACUGAUCGUCGAGCCAAGCCCGUAUAAGCGCGGUCGCUUCACACCACCCACGCAUCAGCAAUCGGCUGCUCAACAGGUGUCGACGGGCAACCAGUCGUCGCUCGGUCACAAGGCGUCGGUCCAAUCGCAGGACAAGAAUCAGAACAAGCAGAGCGCGGGGGGCAAGGGCACGAGACCGAAACGCGGCAAGUAUCGCAAUUACGACCGAGACAGUCUGGUCGAGGCGGUCAGGGCCGUGCAAAGGGGAGAGAUGAGUGUGCAUAGGGCAGGCAGCUACUACGGCGUGCCGCAUUCGACGCUUGAGUACAAGGUCAAGGAGCGGCAUCUCAUGAGGCCGAGAAAGAGGGAUCAGAAGCAACCGGACGACAAGUCGAAGGAAGGUGGUACGGGCUCGACAGCUCUGCGUACAAGCGGAGGGCCAACGGGAACGAACGCAACCGCGGACAAGAAGGCUCCGGUGACACUGCUCAAACCUCAACAGAAGCCAUUUGGUAGCUCGGCGGCGGCAGCAGCAGCAGCAGCAGCCACGGGGGGCAUGCCAGUGUCCAAUGGCCUCAAAAUGCCACCCUUCAUGGACGGCAUGACCGCCCACUUACCCUUCGCACACCCAUUCAACUUUUGGGGUCCUGCUCCUUUUAUGCCAGCGCCUUUCAUACCCGGUGGGCCCAACGUGCCUCCCGCGGCUAUCCUCCAGACCGAGCAGUAUUUCGCGUCGCAACGGAUGCGAGGUCUUCAGGAACAGCAGCAGCGUAACGCCCGGGAUGGCACGCUAUCAGAGCAGCCAGGUACAUCAAACGCACGGGGUACCUCGUUGAUGAAAUCACCACGGGACAUGAGCGAGAGCGGUAGCCAGUACGAGGGUAACAGUCCAGUCUCAGCAGCGGCGGUGGCUGCAGCGGCAGCAAAUGGAAGCUUUCUCGAUAACCUAAUAAGGUCGAGUCUGGAAUCAAGUAUGCCGCGCGACCGCACAACCGGUGCGCCACCACAAACCCAACCGGAAAACCUGGGUAGCAAAGUCCUAAUAGACCAGCUGUGCAGAAACUCGAGGCGGACGCCUUUACCCCGCCUGAUGCAACAGGACAGUAGCGAAGACGAGGCGCCGACGAAUUAUCGAGUACAAACGCCGCAGCAACAGAGGCCGUUGCCAGAGCGACCAGAGCGCGUACCUACCGUUGAUCUGAGUCCUUCGCCCUCCGAAAGGGCCAGAGCUACGGAUGAGGGUAGCGAUCGGGGAUUGGCGUCGCCACCGACGCCGCUCUCCCUGUCCAGGCUCAGUGGAUCUGGUAGGGAUGACGAGACCACCAGAGAUUCUAGGAGUAGCCGCGAACGCGAGGUAACAAACGGUGGAGGCAGCGACAAAUCCGAUGAUCGCACGCAGGACUCGAGCAGUAACAGUAGCGGCAACAACACGACGAAGCUGAACCACUUCCCGGACAUGAAGCAGCAGCAGCAGCAGCAGAACCUUUAUGCCGCGUCAACUGACAAAAAAAGUGCCUGUGAUAGUAAGCUUAUAGUAGAUCAAUCGAGCCAGAAGACUCAGCAAGCUAGCAGCGUCAAGGACUACGUUGGCGGUGAUUACGCCAACAACGGCGGCAUGAACGGCCCAUCGUCGACGAGCCCGGCGUCCCAGCAGGCUAUCUCCUCGUCACCGUCGCCACCGAGUCCUUCCCGCUCGCCCGAGACGAUGAUGGCCAUCGACGAGUCGGUAGAACAGUAGGGCAGUUUACAAAAUGAAAAGAUAAAGACAAACAAAGAAAAGGAUGAUUAACAGUUUUAAUUAUAAUUGUAAUAAUAUAUAAGCGAGGGAUUAUGCGAACAAGGGAUCGGGAGGUUGAAGGGUGGCGACAGCUCGCGCGAAGAGCGUCAUCUUCGAUCGAACGUAUGUUGUUAUUUAACCAUACACACGUGGGAGGAGUAAAAGCGGCGGACGAUACGAAAAGGGUAUACUGCGCAUGUUAUACGCUUAAAAAUUAGCUUAAGGAGAUCGACGAGGGAUUAAAUACGAUGUAGGAAAAAAAAGGCUAAGAGGCGGCCCAUGAAGCUAGGAUGUUUUCUAAAAAAAAAGGAAUGAAUAAAUAAAUAAGAAAGCGAGUUGUAUAAUCGAUGAAACUAAACGCGCGUAGUUUUCAUAUACACAUGUAUACAUACACAUCGAAACACUCGACGUUUUUCGACUGUUAGAUAGAGAGAGAGAGAGGGGGGGGGGGGAAGAACGCGCGAGGUUUCGAUACAACCUAGCGGUACAAAAAAACACAUGUUUAUCGAAACACACGUGAGAACUCGCACAUAUCGUGCAUCUCACAUUCAAGCCCGUUGACCUGUAUGACUUUAUACGUGGAUUCAUGCCCAAUAUGAGUGUGAUAUCUAGUAUGGUAAUUGGGCCACGAUCUUUGGUCCUGAAAUUAUUAAUAUUAUUUUUUUUUUUUUUCCAUUGAAACCUAAUUCCAACAUCAUACAUUCCUUUAUCUAUUUGUCUGUUGUAACUGUAUCAUUAUUCUUUACUAUCUCUCGAUUAAGUUAUCCGAAAAUUAAUAUUAAAACCUCCCCGUUAAACUUACUGAUAACCUAAUGUGUACCAAUUAUUGAUGAAAUCAUGUUAAGAAAAUAUGAAAAUGCAGAGUACAAUAGAUCGUUACUAUUUAUAUUUACAUGCCAUUUUGUGAUCGAAUGCAUAUCAAAUUGCUUAUUUGAUCUGUCACAAGCUUUCUAUUUUGUCACCAGUGCACUACUGAAUUUCUAUCAAAAGUCAGACAUUAAUAAUCAGACAAAAUCUCGAGUAUGAAAUAAUAUAAGUAUUUGUGCAUGAAACAUCGUAUUUCAUACACAUGAUUUCAUAGUAACGAACAAACGUACGAUGUACAAUAAUUCAGUACGACUCUAACAGUAAAUAUAAGUCGCGUUUCACAGGCUCGCGAGUGUGAAGAAAGAACUCAGUUGUAGUUUCGCUUUGAUCUCGUCGAAGCUGCGUGGAAUAACAUAACCUAAAAAAAGUGGUAAAGUAAGAACACAAGAGCAAGAUAGAUUGCAAAGAGACGAUUAAACGAAUAAAAGAAUAGUACUCGAGACGAUUCAACAAAAACAAAAAAAAUCAAGCAAAAAUGUGAAAGAAAAAAAUUGGACGAAACACAAAGUGUUUUUUUCAAAAAUCUUACACUGUGUUUUGUCAAAAAUCUUACACUAACGAGCUAACAUACCCACACUUUGGAAAAGGAGAUAUUUACACUGAUAAUACACUUAAAUACACAUAUAAAGACACAAACAAAAACAUAUUAAGUAUAAGAAAAAAUCUCAAAGUCUAAAACACCCGCGCGAGACUGCAUGACCCUGUUCGAACAUACUCUAAACAAAAACCCCCUUUGAUUUGAAUAAAUAAUAAAUCAUAUAUGUGAUUUGUAAGGAAAUUCCCAUCUAAAUGA